Molecule: messenger RNA, 2996 nt
Organism: Cercospora beticola
Lineage: Eukaryota; Fungi; Ascomycota; Dothideomycetes; Mycosphaerellales; Mycosphaerellaceae
Source: RefSeq, a predicted model, not a curated record
CAAUCAGACACCACCCGCCCAACUAGGGCACACCGCAUGCACUGCGCCCGCCUGAUGGACGCUCUCCCCAUGCAUCACAAACUCCAAGCUUAACUGCCAAGGCUUAUACGGAAAAACCGGUACAGCGGCCCAUGGGAUUCGAUACUUCCGCCGCUGGUCCCGUAUCGCUCUCAGCUCAACACCAACCGAAAAACGACCUCUGGUAGCACGAGCGAGCGGAUAGAAGCGCCAUUAUGUAUAUACUGCCCACGCGAAGAUGGAAUUGAAGCGCCGACGCGUCACACAGGCGUGCAACAGGUGCAGAGCCCUGAAAAGCAAGUGCGAUGGCAAGCAGCCCGUCUGCACUCGGUGCAAAGCCUACGGUUAUACCUGCAACUGGCAAACGGCGAGGUCCUCCCAGAACGAAUCCUCUUCCUGAAACCAGUUCAGCAGCAUCGGCUGAGACGGAAUCACUUCGGUCAGCAGUCCAGGCCUACGACGAAUUGGCAACGCAACUGCGAGCCAGGCUUCCCGAUGCUGAGAGGAAUAACAUCGACUCAAUCCUCUCAAGCAUACGAAGGCACCUGCCUCACGAGCUGCUCCCGAAAGAUGCCGAUGCGGAUUCUCCAGGCGACUUGGACAAUGCUCAUUCUCCGCCUGCUGACGGCCCUCGAGAUAGUUAUCACGGAGAGGCCAGCGACGUUUACUUCUUUCAUGCAGUGAAGCAUGCCAUCCAAGGUCAGGCGCGAACGAGCUCUCCGCUGAGGUUAGAGAGCUACCAGCGGGAUUACAGAGUGAACCAUGGCGGGGUGCCUCGAGUUGUACCCACGCGCGAAGAGGCCGAUCGUGACGUUGAAUGGUUCUUUCGCAAAUACAACAGGAGCCUUCCCUUGAUGUGUGAGAGGACAUUCCGGCGCGAGUACGAGCGUUAUUGGAAGAUGGGGUCCUGCGAUGGCGUGCCUGAUUAUUUCUUGCCGACGCUGUUGUCCAUCUGUGCCGUGAGCGACCUAUAUCACAAUCUGAUGGAUGUGUCCGCAGGUAGGAGUAGGAAGCACGAGGCCUAUUACGCGCAAGCCUGGCACGCAACAAAAGAGCUGGACAACGAUUAUUCGAGACCGGUCGUACUUUUAAUGAUCUUGCAGUGCCAAUAUCUGAUCAUGACUUGUCAAUUCGAUCGGUGCUGGAUGGUGCUCAGCCUCGCUGUCAGAAUGGCUCAGAUUCUCGGAUUUCAUGUCAUCGACGAUCCUCACUGCAAUCGACCACAACCUGUCUGCACUCAAAUCGAGAAAGAGCUGCGGCGACGUGUCUGGCAUGCUUGCUACACUUUGGAUACCAUUCUCGCGUUACAGCUGGGCCGACCACCUUGUAUCAAUCCGAAUGACAGCAUAGUCAACUAUCCCAGUGCUCACCACGACUCGCUCUUCGAUUAUGAGAACGAUACGUUCUUACCGAUGUCACCUGGACCACAACCGGGCACGAUCCUCGUGCACCACUUGACGCUGUCGCAUAUUAUAAGAAACGUUGUUCACGACCUAUAUGCACCGAAACGACCUCGCACCACCCGAUCGAGUAUCGCGGUUAUUGAAGCCCUGGACCAGAAGCUACUGGCGUGGAAGCAUGGGCUGCCGCCACAUCUACGCUUCGACCUUGAGCACUCUGUUGAAGAGGAUGCCGUUUUCGACCGACAGCGCUGUGGCCUGGCCUGGAAUUUCCACAACCUUCGCGCUUUGAUUCACCGACCGUACGUGUGCGUGGGAACGGACAAUACGCAACUCGAGAGUGCCGUCCGGCAGCAAAUUGUGGCUUCGGGCCAGAUUUGCAUCGCUGAAGCCCAGAUUGUAGCACGCAUGCUAUACCGCACUUCGAACAUGCCGCCCCACAGCUAUUCAUGGUAUCAUUUCAUUCCAUUCGUGGUGGGUACCUGCUCAAUUCUUCUGGUUGCGAGCAGAUAUCCGACUGCAACGACUGAAGGUGCCACGGCCGAUAACGAGCAGCUCGAGGCAGACGUUGCGAACUGCGUGCAGCUACUCGAUUCCUAUGCGCAGGUAUUACAACCUGCUAAGUCUGCUGCGGACAUGAUACGGACACUGCAGUCCUCGCGGCGCACCGGCGAUUCCAAGCCAUCGAAGAGAGCCCUAGAUUCGGCCGAGGCGGAGCAGCGGCCGCCUCAUCAAUCGAGUUCACACAUCGACAGUGUACAGCGGCACGGCUAUCAUAUCAAUCACGCGCCUCGGCCUUACCCUCAUCAUCCCCAUCCCCUUAUGGCAGCGCACGGGCAGAACAGCGUAUACACGCCUACGAUACCAUCAAAUACUGCUCCACAUCCUAUGCACUCUGGAUCGGAGCUCAACUUUUCGUCCAACGAGCAAUGGCAAGCAUGGCCAGAGGAUUACUUUGACUCAUUGAUGUGGUCAAGCCAAUUCGUGCUACCCACAGAAUACAAUAUAUCGGAGGGUCCAUGGAAUAUACCUGUCAAUAUGGAGUCACAACCAGGACAGCAAGGCUCCGGUGGUGCUAGUUCUGGGCCCGGACCGGGACCUGGCCAGAGUCGCUCACGUCAGCCUUGAAGCUACGCACCACACGCUUAUGCAAGUUCGAUGGCGAGGAUGGCUGUCGAAGCUUGAAGAGAGGACCCAUAACACGUUGUUAGGUUGCUCUAGUCUGGAGGAGGACUCUGGGCCGCACUGCGGCUUCGAUCAGCCCGCAUGAAGAACAAGAACGCAAUCCUACCACGGGACAAGCACACACAUGGGAACUGGAGACGUGGCUCGGUGGACCGCCGAACAGGACUACUACAACCAUAAACGAGCACCAAGUUGCUUUUUGAGCAGAGAGCCACACAUUUUUACACGACCAAAAUUAAUAUGUCACAAUAGCACGAAGAACUGAGCAUAGAGCGUUGCAUGCACGUUUUGCAUAAAAAUGAAUCUGAUCAUAGAGCGAGAAAGAGGAUGUACCGUGUUAUGUAUCACGCAAGUGAGAGAAUACAUGCACAAUCCACAUCAAUCAAUCCCACC